AGCAAAAGCAAUGUGAGAAGGUACAAUAAGAGGAAAUUGGAAGUGAAAUUGGAAUCGUGACAAAUGCAGAAAAUGAAGAGCCUUGGGGGAAAUGGCAGCAGUGGGAGGCUAUCAAUGGAGGAGAAUGAGGAUGAAGAGACUUCGAGACUGGCCAUAUUAACCUUCCAAGCUAGAGAAGAGGAGAUUGAGAGGAAGAAGAUGGAAGUGAAGGAGAGGGUUGAACUUCAAUUAGGUCGUGCGGAGGAAGAAACUAGGCGCUUGGCACAAAUUUGGGAAGAGCUUGAAGCAAUGGCAGAUCCGAUGAGGAAGGAACUUGCAAAUGUAAGGAAGAAAAUCGACAUGGUUAAUCGAGAGCUGAAGCCCUUGGGACUCAGCUGCCAGAAGAAGGAAAAAGAAUACAAGGAAGUCCUGGAGAGCUUCAAUGAAAAGAACAAAGAAAAGGCUCAACUUGUAACCAUAAUGAUGGAGCUUCUGACUGAGAGUGAGAGGUUGAGGAUGCAAAAGCUAGAGGAGCUGAGCAAGAACAUAGAACUAUCACAUUGAAACACCCUGAUGCUUCAGUGGACUACCUUCUAAUUUCUAUAUGCUAUUCUUUUUCCUUAGAUAAAUACUAUUAUUAUCUCUUUGAAUGAGCAAGUAUGGAUGUAAUAAAAUUCUGGGUAUACUGUUAGAGUUCAAUAUUGUAACCAAGUUGACUUUUUGGCCGUG
Molecule: messenger RNA, 708 nt
Organism: Rosa chinensis
Lineage: Eukaryota; Viridiplantae; Streptophyta; Magnoliopsida; Rosales; Rosaceae
Exons: 4
Coding region: 64-543 (159 amino acids)
Source: RefSeq, a predicted model, not a curated record